UACUACCCAAUCUGAAGAGGCAAAGUGGAAUUUAAGCAUUUCUUCCUUUGAAAUAAACAAACAAAACCACCCUGUUCUGCCUCUCUGUCCAACCACACAUCGUAUAAAAUUCCCUCACACUCCUUACUUUCUGUGUCUCAAAUUCUCAUCCAAACCUCUCACUUUCUUUACUCUGUUUUCAUGCUUCCGAGUGUAGAAACCGAUUCAGUGUCCCCUGUUUCUGCACUUACACUGUUGUCAGCUUUCAGAUACAUAGUUUCUCUUGCACCAAUAGACGAGCUUCCAUUCCCCUACGAGUGAGAAACACAAGCUAUUUCAUUUUCUUAUCAAAUAACCAACAAAAAAUGGAUUCCUUCAGUUUCAACAACCUCCAAGCAGGGAGAGCCAACGCAAUCCUUAAACACGACAAGCUUCGAAGGAUCACGAGCUUGUUACGGAUCAUUGAGGUGUGUGUUCUUGUGGUCUUGGUCUCAAGAUUCUCUAUGAAGCUUCCAGGUUCAGUGAGGAACACUAGCGAGUACUUAAGAGAGUUCUCACUCUUCAUGAAUAGCCCUCGCUUUGUUUUUCUGAUCGGAAACGCCAUAAUCAUCACGCUGUUUGCGCAGUAUGGUCAAUUCUCAGCUCAGGGUUCUGCAGAAAACGUUGUUCAAACAGAACCUGAUCUGUACCAGGAGUUUCUGCAGAAAAGCACAACAAAGUACCGAGAAAAACAGAGCAUAAGAACAGAGGAGGACAUUGAAAAUAGGAUAAUCAAUGGAGAAAUUGAGAAGUCCCCAGAGAAUAAUGAAAAUUUUUCAAGCAUAGGGGAAUCUGGUUAUACCAUGAUCAAUGGAGAAAUCAAUAAAUUCCUAGAAAAUAACGAAAUCUGUGAAAGCACAGUGGAAACUGGCUAUGGUAUGAAGAACCAGAGGAUAAGAACAGAGGAUGGAGUCGAGAGUCAGAGAAUCAAUGGAGAAAUCGAGAAUUACCCAGAAAACAAAGAAAUAUUUCCAAGAACAGUGGAAACUGGUUAUAUCAUAAAGAGUGGGAAAUUUGAUGAAGGGAAGAUCAAAUGGUCAGAGAAACAGAGAACCAAAACAGAGGAGGCCAAUUUUGGUUUGAAGGUGAAGAAGGAUUAUAGAAGGUGUGAGACAGAGGUUCUAAGCAAACCACAUCAUGUGCUACGAAGGUGUGAGACUGAGAAUGGAAGGAAAAGCAUUGAAGCUUCUCCUGCUGAGGAUGAAAUGAGCAACGAGGAGUUUCGUCGCAUUGUAGAGGCUUUCAUUGCCAAGGAACAGAGGAUCCGCAGAGAAGAAGCUUCUCUAUUAGUUUAAGAAGCAGUAUGUGAAUAAAACAAGUAAAUAAAGUACUAAAUAAGAGUGUAUGUAUAUGGUUCUGAAUGGUUGGAGUACUUAGUGUCAUGGUAAUGUUGUAUCUUCAAUUUGUAAUAUAAGUUGCUAUUGCAAGUUUAGGUUCA
Molecule: messenger RNA, 1456 nt
Organism: Lotus japonicus
Lineage: Eukaryota; Viridiplantae; Streptophyta; Magnoliopsida; Fabales; Fabaceae
Exons: 1
Coding region: 345-1313 (322 amino acids)
Source: RefSeq, a predicted model, not a curated record